GAAAUGAGUAUCCUCUGGCGUGAGUGGCGUCCAUCUCCGCUUCUUCUUUCUCUCGUCGGCAGCUCUCAGUUCUGCUACAUCCGCAGGAGAUUGUUUUUAAGAAAGUGCAAUGGCUGAUAUGUAUCAAUACCCCACAGUUGCUCAGAAGGUGGCUUACCAGCUCCAUUUGAGCUCGAAUGCUAAGCAUCAAGAUGCUCAAGCUCUCUAUGGGGGAAUUCGAAAGCCUGUUCUCAAUCAGAUGGGUUUCACCUAUAGAAACCACAUCACUAAUGGGAUACAGUAUCCGAACACUCAGCCAUGCAAAGCCACCCAAGAUCUGUCAUUGAUCACAGCGAAUGCUUCUCCUGUGUUUGUCCAGGCUCCUGCUGAAAAAGGAUUUGCUGGCUUUGCUAUUGAUUUCCUCAUGGGCGGAGUUUCCGCUGCGGUAUCCAAGACUGCUGCUGCACCAAUUGAGCGCAUCAAGCUUUUGAUCCAAAACCAGGAUGAGAUGAUUAAGGCUGGUAGACUUUCCGAACCUUACAAGGGAAUUGGUGAUUGUUUCAGUCGAACUAUUAAGGAUGAAGGAAUUAUAUCAUUGUGGAGAGGAAACACGGCUAAUGUCAUCCGUUACUUCCCCACUCAGGCAUUGAACUUUGCAUUCAAAGAUUAUUUCAAGGGCCUUUUCAACUUCAAGAAAGAUCGUGAUGGUUACUGGAAAUGGUUUGCUGGCAACAUUGCAUCCGGUGGUUGUGCUGGUGCUUCCUCAUUACUCUUUGUUUUCUCUUUGGAUUAUGCACGUACCCGUCUAGCUAAUGAUGCCAAAGCUGCUAAGAAGGGAGGUGAAAGACAGUUCAAUGGUUUGAUUGAUGUCUACAAAAAGACAUUUGCAUCCGAUGGUAUUGCUGGACUCUAUCGUGGAUUUAAUCUUUCAUGUGUUGGUAUCUUUGUGUACCGUGGGUUGUACUUUGGAUUGUACGAUUCAAUUAAGCCUGUUGUUUUGACGGGGAAGCUAGAGGAUAGCUUCUUCGCUAGCUUUGCGCUGGGAUGGGUCAUCACAAACGGUGCAGGUCUUGCUUCCUACCCAAUUGACACCGUUCGUAGAAGAAUGAUGAUGACAUCUGGGGAGGCUGUCAAGUACAAGAGCUCUCUUGACGCCUUCUCUCAGAUUGUCAAGAACGAAGGCUUCAAGUCCCUUUUCAAGGGGGGUGGUGCAAACAUCCUUCGUGCUGUUGCUGGGGCUGGUGUGUUGGCCGGCUACGACAAGCUUCAGCUGAUUGUUUUUGGUAAGAAGUAUGGGUCCGGCGGCGCAUAAUGUGGGGACUAUCUUUCCCCGCGGUUGUGUUAGAUGGUGACGAAAGAAAACCCGGUUUGAGAAUUCAUUCUGCAGCAUUUGAAUAAUUUGAUUUUAGGGGGCUUGAGCCCAAACUUUACCCUGCCCUUUUGAUGAGGAGAGAUUGUUUGUUUUCCUCUCGUUUUUCUUUUGCAUUUGCAUUUGCAUUUGCAUACCUUUUGAGUAAGGAGAAGUUCACAAGAUUCUCAGAACUUAUAAAUUAUAAUUCAAGUUUUUUUAUUUGGGAUUUUAGCUCUGGGUAAUCUUGUGGGGUUCCUCUUGGCUUUAUUUCUAGGGUGUUGUGUUUGUAUAAGUUUUCUUUUCGGUAGAGCGAAAGAUUCACUAUUUUUAAAGCCAAAUGACUCUUUAAAUUGUCUGUGCUUUUUUAAAUAGUAAAAUAUCAGUUAGUGA
This is a messenger RNA of Cuscuta campestris, 1720 nucleotides long. The record is from the annotation of a GenBank genome assembly. NCBI's taxonomy places the organism in Eukaryota, Viridiplantae, Streptophyta, Magnoliopsida, Solanales, Convolvulaceae.